Molecule: messenger RNA, 1533 nt
Organism: Bactrocera dorsalis (oriental fruit fly)
Lineage: Eukaryota; Metazoa; Arthropoda; Insecta; Diptera; Tephritidae
Gene: nAChRbeta3
Product: acetylcholine receptor subunit beta-type lev-1
Exons: 4
Coding region: 159-1448 (429 amino acids)
Biological process (GO): signal transduction; regulation of membrane potential; nervous system process
Cellular component (GO): neuron projection; postsynaptic membrane; synapse
Molecular function (GO): acetylcholine-gated monoatomic cation-selective channel activity; transmembrane signaling receptor activity
Source: RefSeq, a predicted model, not a curated record
GCGCAGUUCAGUUAAGUGAGGAACUCGGACGCGUACACUUCUAGAAACGACUACAAAAAUUUACAAACUCUUAAUUGAAAAUACAAAGUGAUUUUUUGAUAAAAAAAAAAAGAAAUACUUACUUCCUGCAGUUUCGUUGUGCUUAUCCGCCAUUGACUAUGAGUCGGUCGUUAACGCUUGGAAUUUGCUUAUUUCUGUUGCAAUCUGCCAACUCACAAGAUAUCGUUGCCAAUGGUACUAAAUCUUGGAACAUAACCACCUUGGAUCGGUUGCAUCUACAGUUAUUUAUCAACUAUGAUAAGAACGUACAUCCCUCAUAUCACGGUAUACCGACCAAUAUCACAUUGGGUAUGUCGGUCAACUACGUCGAUAUUGAUGAGAUAAAUGGGAAAAUGAUUUUGCACUCUUGGUUAAAGAUUAGAUGGAUGGAUGAAAAACGUUCGUGGAACAGUGCCGAUUAUGACAAUAUAACGCAAAUCCAUUUAAAACCGAAAGAAGUAUGGAAACCAGAUUUAACACUCUUUAAUAGCGCUGGCGACAAGAGUGACUACUUGGGUGAUACACAAAUAUUAUUGUCGAACGAUGGCAGCUUCUUAUGGGUACCACCAGCCGUAUAUACCGCAUACUGUAGUUUGAAUUUCCGCAAUUGGCCCUACGAUACGCAAGUGUGCAAAGUGAAGGUCGGCUCAUUGGCGCUCACGUACAUCGAUGCACGUUAUCUGGAUUUGAAAGAGAGCUUAGACUACAGUGACCUAGUACAAUCUACACAGUGGGAAAUCGUUGAAGGCGCCACAUCUUAUCGAAAACAGGAUUAUUAUAAUUACAUUGAGUUCAGAUUUAAUCUAAAGCGUCGUUCGUCAAUGUAUACAGCGGUUAUCUUUACGCCAGCUUCCUGCAUAAUAUUACUGGCGCUUUCCUCGUUUUGGCUGCCCCCGCAAAUGGGUGAAAAAAUACUAUUGAACGGUGUGCUGAUUGUACUCAUAGCUGCCUUUCUCAUGUAUUUCGCGCAACUACUGCCGAUUUUGGCCGAAAAUACACCACUUGUAGUACUGUUUUACAGCUGUAGCUUGUUGUUGCUCAGCAUCUCAACGAUAAUUGCCGUGUGUGUAUUGUAUCUCUCAACGGCGAAGCAUAAACGGCACUUACCUGAGUUUGUCAAGACCAUACUCAACGGACCGCUAAGCAAGAUUCUUCUGCUAGAAAACUUCACAUUGGAAGCGGAACCGCACACCGUUAGCAUGAAUAACGGCACCAAAGAGUUGGUCGAGCAUCAAUACGAGAAUCCUGACGGCAUAACCGAUGCAGCGGCCAUGCACGCAUCCACCUCGUCCUCUGCUAAUCGUUUCAUUCAAUUUGAGUGGAUUUUAUUGGCCACAGCCAUUGAUCGUAUUGCCUUCCUAUGUUAUAGCCUUACAUUCAUAGUUUUGUCUAUUUUAUAUGCUGUCUAAGUUAAAUUGGCUUUAGUAAAUUAUGUUUCUAUGAUUAUUAUCAAAUACCUAUUUGAAAACAUACACAAUGAUAUAUAUGUACAUA